Molecule: messenger RNA, 447 nt
Organism: Thelazia callipaeda (thelaziosis nematode)
Lineage: Eukaryota; Metazoa; Nematoda; Chromadorea; Rhabditida; Thelaziidae
Source: the annotation of a GenBank genome assembly
AUGCGUGAAGUUGAUGAAAAUGAAGAAAAUUUAUUCGACAUCUACAUAUCAGGAAUGGAAAUGCGCCCUCCUGCACUAAAAACAGUUACUGUGGAAAAACUACAUAACUGGUUGAAAAAUGUGAAGGAAAUCAUCGACAAAUUAUUUGAUUCUCAGAAAGAACAUUUGUUCAAAAUCCGUUCGUCACCUCAAUAUGUUGAAAAGCUGAUUGAAGCCUUGGAUCAGAAGCGCGCUUUAGAAAGUCGUUAUGCGAAAAUGAAAGAGCUUGCUAUUGAGAAACGAAAAGAAGCUCAAAGUAGUGUGCAAAAAUCACGGCAAAUAUUGGAUGAGAUGUGUGCAGCGACAAAAGUGUUGCAGAAAGAAAUUGAAGCUGUGAUUUCAAAGAAGUACGGUGGAAGAAAAGUUAAUAUUAUGGGUGGUAUUAAUGCCGCACUUUCAGCUAUUUGA